CACUGCAGCUCUACUCUUCCUCUUAUUCUGUUUCUGCAUCAUAUAACUCAAGCGCUUGGAGAACAGAGGAUACAGGGAUGAUGAUGAUGAUGAUGAUAAACAUACAGAUAAACUGUGUCAUUUAGAGAGCACCUCACUCCGCUUUACACCUUAGCUAAAGAUGCCGAACACGGAGGCAGGGACAGCCUAAUCAUAGGGCUACAGUCUGCAGGACGCAAAGAGCAGCUUGUGUCUGCGGACAAAACAACGAGGGACUCUGCGAAGCUUACAGGGCAUUAAGAGCACCAACUAAUCCUGUGCAUGGCCAAAAAUAUAAAAAGCGAAGAGCAAAAGAACGGGCUUUUGCAUGAAGUAGGAGAUGUUCGGACUAAAGAAAUCGCAGCAGCAGCAGUAGGAUUGCAAUAAUUCAGUGUUAUUUCAGUUUUUAGCUUUUGGAAAUGGGAGCUUUGACAAGCCGUCAGAAUGCAGGAGUGGAGGAGGUCGAUAUUUCAACCAGUUCUGUUUACAGAUACCCACCCAAAUCCGGGAGUUAUUUUGCUAGCCAUUUCAUUAUGGGAGGAGAGAAAUUUGAUUCAACUCAUCCUGAAGGCUACCUCUUUGGUGAAAAUACUGACCUCAACUUCCUUGGCAACAGACCAGUAGCGUUCCCGUACAAUGCUCCCCCUCCACAUGAGCCGGUCAAGACCCUCCGCAGUCUCAUCAACAUCCGUAAAGACACUCUGCGACUUGUCCGAUGUAGUGAAGACAUGAAGCUUCCUGGACAGGAAGUUGGAAAAAGCCAAAGCUGCUAUAAUAUUGAGUUUACCUUUGAUGCCGACACACAAGUUACCAUCACCAUAUACUACCAAGCCAUUGAAGAGUUUCACAAUGGUGUGCCAAUAUACUUGCCGCAGGACAGCUCUCUGCAGUCAGAGACGGUGCACUUCAAACGCGGCGUCUGCCAACAGUUCUGUCUGCCCUCUCAUUACGUCAACUUAUCAGAGUGGGCAGAUGAGGAGCUAUUGUUUGACAUGGAUAAAGACAUCUACCCCAUGGUUGUACAAGCAGUAGUGGACGAGGGAGAUGAACACUUGGGACACUCUCAUGUUCUUCUUGCAACGUUUGAGAAACAUAUGGAUGGAAGUUACUGUGUAAAACCUCUGAAACAGAAACAAGUGGUGGAUGGUGUUAGUUACCUGCUGCAGGAGAUCUACGGUAUAGAGAACAAAUACAACAGUCAAGAACCAAAGGUGGCAGAAGAUGAGAUUAGUGACAACAGCGCGGAAUGUGUGGUGUGUUUGUCGGACGUGCGGGACACACUUAUCCUGCCCUGCAGACACCUGUGCCUGUGCAACGCCUGCGCAGACACACUGCGUUACCAGGCCAACUGUUGCCCCAUCUGUCGACUGCCGUUUCGUGCCCUCCUUCAAAUUCGAGCGAUGAGGAAAAAACUGAGCCCACUCACACCUACUGGAUUCAACCCUGUCAUCACCUCACAGACAUCAGAUUCAGAGGAGCACUCGGCAUCAGAGCACAUCCCACCAGGCUAUGAAGCUGUGUCCCUGUUGGAGGCCUUGAAUGGGCCCCUGAACCCAUCGCCAUCUGCUCCUCCACUUCAGGGCCAUGUUUCUGGAUCUGUGCCCACAUAUGGCAGUGAUAGCUGCCUCACGCCCGCAUGCUCCCUCUCUCCGCUAGAACACUCUGUCAGCUCCAGCCAGAAUGUGAAACACAAGAAGAGUGCCUCUAAAUCCAUCUCCCAGAAUUCUUCAGUGCUGCCUGAGGAGGAGGAUGAGAAGUCAUGCAGUGAGUCUGAAGUGCAAACGUGCAGGAGAAAACUGCAUGCAGAACAGCAAGAGUCUGGAGUGACUCCUGAAAGUGACAACAUCACCCUGUCAUCCUCUGGGGCCAUAGAUCAGUCCUCCUGCAACGGGACCCCUCUGUCCUCCACAAUCACCUCCCCAGAGGAUCCAGUAAGCAGCAGCCUGGCCCAGUCUGUGAUGUCAAUGGCAUCCUCUCAUAGCCAGCACUCUCAGAUCAGCACAGACACACUCUCUUCAAUGUCCGGAUCCUACAUGGCUGGUGCCGAGGGAGAGGAGGCAGCUGAGACCCGAGCAGAGAGCCGAGCACCUUCCCAACAUGAGGGUGAGGAAAUCCCCAACGGGGCAAAAGGGCAUAACUUUGUGGCUGUCAUUCUUGAAGAACGGGAUUCAGAGGGUAAUGAUGUGACUGAGGAAGAUUGCGCAUCUCCCACCAAAGAACAUGGUGGGCGCAGGAGGAGCGAGGUACCUUGUCCAGAGUUUGACAAUAACAAUCAGGGGCAGUCUGACACCCACUAUAUGACAGGCCUGGACAAUGAGCAGCCUCCUGAUGGCCAAUUCGCUGGUCUGUUAUACCUCGAUGUCUAUCGUCAUGGACGGGAUCCUUUGACUCACCAUGCGUCCACCAGCAACAUCAACCUGGAGGAGCAAGGGGUCUCCAAUGAGGUGGCGAAUCCCAAGAACAAAUCUCAUCGUGGACCCCUAGCUGUGUAAAAUCCUCAAUCCACCCAGUCACAGACCUACUCCACUCCUGAGAGGAAUAUCUGUCUCUUUCUUCAAGCUAACCUCCACGCAAACUCGUGCCCACACCAGUUACUCAUGGAUCAAAUCCUAAAUGCAAACCAGGGAGAAUUGACUGUGUGGUUUCUCUUCUCCAUGGUGAUAGAUGUCAUGUUUUAGCGCUCUUUUGGCACCACGUUUACACCAACGCCCAUCCAUACAAAUGAAGAGAUGACUCAAGCAAGCUCUCCUGAUGAAAAGCUGGAAAACGAGAACAUGAUGAAGAAUCCAACCUCUGAUAUAAGCAUUUUAUGUCAAAUUUCUUGUCUAA
Molecule: messenger RNA, 2847 nt
Organism: Carassius carassius (crucian carp)
Lineage: Eukaryota; Metazoa; Chordata; Actinopteri; Cypriniformes; Cyprinidae
Gene: rnf157
Product: ring finger protein 157
Exons: 19
Coding region: 438-2510 (690 amino acids)
Biological process (GO): protein ubiquitination
Cellular component (GO): cytoplasm
Molecular function (GO): ubiquitin protein ligase activity
Source: RefSeq, a predicted model, not a curated record